GCCACCCAAUACAGAAUAAGGUGAUGCUGUGUGUGAAGGUACUUUGCCUUGAUGAUGUUUAGAUAUCUCACCGUUUUGACAGACGCUAGGGGCCAACAUUUAGCAAUUAAGAGACGUUUUUAAAAGCUGUGGAAACAAAGUACCGGUGAUGCCUAUUGUGACCUUUUCAUUGUGGCGUUUAAUAACCCCGACAACACACACACACACACACACACACACAAAGAGAGAGGGAGAGAGGUAGAAGUCCACCACGCGCGCACUCACGCCGCCACCUCAACACCGUGUCCGUGACCGACGCCUCGUCUUCCUCAUUAAGGAAAUCGCUCCUCUUUGCUGAUUAUUUUAUUUGAAGCCCUGAUUACCUCUCUGUGCACCAGAUCACGCAGUGACGGAGAGCAGGCGGAGGGCAGGAGGCCUAAUUGGGGCAUGAGAUGCGCAGGAAGGUUGCAGCCAGGUUGGGUGGCCGGAGAGGGAAGCCUCUAAUGGGUUUGCCGGUCUGUGGCUCUCCACUCUCGCGUCUCUCUGCAUCUCUCGGGCUCGGAUGCAAAGCUCUUAUUGGUCCGCUCCAAUUAUUCCUACGACUGUCAUCAAAUCACCCGCACAAAACUACAGCGUUAGGGAGCAAAUGGAAAAUCGAUUUUUUUUUUCCUUUCAGAUUUCUAUAACUGGGUGAAUGCAGAAACAGACCAGAACAUAAUAUACAGCCAGUUCUCCUCCUCCUGCUCCUUCAUACAGAGCGUGUGGUGUAAAGAAUCUCAAAUAGUGCAUCUGCUUUUUUUGUGUUAGUCUACCUCCUCUGUAGAGAAACAUAUGAACAAUGGAUUUAACGCAGUUUGAUUGCUAAAAAAGCGCGGAGAGGGUGGACACGGAAUUCUUGAUCUUUGAAAUUGCUCUACAAAAUUGCAUUUGUUUUUGGUGCGCUUCCAUUAAAAGUGUCUCCUCGCGUGUAAACAGCCGUUCCGCACUCAGAUGCGCCGCAUUAACCCGCGUGGAUCGCGUGUGAGUGUGUUUUUACUGGGGAAGAUUGAUGUGGUCCAGUUAGGGAGGCUGAGUGAGAUACAGACCCAUUUCAAGGGGGUUCCUCUUAUUAUAGCAAUAAGUUACAGCCCGUGGAUCGGACAGCUGGACUGUUUUCAAUGCAACAAACCACAGACAUCAAUAUUUAUCACGAAAGUCUUUAGAUAUAAGUAGACUCAAGGAACUACGACCUUUUGAUUUUUAUUUCAUGCAUAUUUAGUACCUAAAUAAUAAAUUACAAUUAGGUGUCUUUUUUUUUUUGCUUUAAAGAGAAAGGCAUACAGCUAUUUCCAAAAAAGGAUCAUUAUUGUUGUUGUUGUUGUCAUAAACAAAAGUGAAGAAAUGAUAAACAAACCUCGCAGAACACAUUUUCUGUUAAUAAUAAUCAUGAUAAUGAUCAUCAUGAUAAUAAUCAUAAUUGCCUUAUUGUAACAAUUAAAUUCAUCCCAAGCAGUAUUUUUCAAAAAUGCAUGAAAACAAUCCUGAAUUGAAAUGAAAAUGUUGUUAUUUAAAUUUAAUUUCCUUUUUUUAAAAUGAUAAUAUGAAUCAUUCAAAAUGUAUUAAUACACAGUUUCAAAAUUGAAACCUAUAUGGCAUUUACUGCUGAGCGAGACUAGGGUUAGAUUCAUUUUGUGUUCCAUCCAUGUGUUUGUGCGUACACAGUUGGAAAUCAAACUACUUCCAGAGCAAACACCGUGUGUUCGGCAUGACUCAAGCUCUUCAUCGUCACAUGGUUUGGCCUCACGACUCUCAGCACUGACGCUCCAUUCUCUCCCUCCUUGUCGACACAUGUGAAUCAAAGGAAUCGAGACUCUGCUGCUGCUGCUGCUGCUGAUGCUGAUGCUGCUUUAGUUGCUGUAGUUGCUGCUGAUUGCUUAUCCUGAAACUUCGGCACCUGGCCACAUGCGCCAGUCCAUUUCCUUAAGUUCCCAUGCUGUGCCACAUUAUGAGCUACUUCCCUGUGCCCCGGCAGAUUGCGGUUAAGGAGCAUAAAAGAUGAGCUGCCUCCGUGUGGUGCAGAAGGAGAGAGAGAGAGGAGUCCUCGCUCGGACGCCUCCUUUGUGCGGCUGCAAAGAAACCUAUUUAGUCCCAGGCGGUGGUCUAUUCAGCAGACUCACCCUGACAUCUGCCAAGAGCCGCGCUCUAACCACGACUGUCUGGAGAAGUGAGAGUCGAGCGCAGAUCAAUGGCUGUCCCGUUAAUUGUAUAAUAGACCUACUUAUAGACCACUGCUAAAGGGGGCACGAUCGUUUAGGAUCCACCACGUCUGAUUUUGUUUGAGCCAAAUAGGGCCUAAAUAGCUUUAAUUGCGCCGGUGUUGAUGAAAAGUCGAUGGGAGUUAAAGCGGCCGAUCAGUAACAGAGCUUAAAUCCAUCUAUAUUCGUUUAUUUAUUUAUUUCCUCGAUUUGUUUCCACAAAUCACCUGCCACGGGAGCGAUAUUCGUGCUGUCUGUGAUCCAAGGCCGUGGGAGGUGAGGGUGAGGUUUCAAAAUCCAUACUGUGUCACCCCAAAUCCAUUCAAUUAGGUUUUCCUCCCAAACGCAAAAUUCAUUUUUGAAUUAAAAAAAACAAACACCAGCAAAACAAGGAGUAAUCAACUGAAAAUAACUUCUUUGUAAUUUGGGAGAUCAUUCCCCCAUUUCUGACCUGAAGCAGAACCACAUAAUAUAGUUAAAACGAUUUCAACAUAGACAUUUGAACGUGCAAUUAUUCAGUGGUAAUGUCCUUCUGGUUGCAACAACUGGAAAGGCCCAAUCUCCUUCCACAAAACAAGCCUUCGCAUGAGCUCACUCCAAUAUUUUACACGUAUGUGUGUCUACGAACAGGAGUCCUGUCAUGGCACAGGCUCUAUAUGAGAUUAAACAAACACAUUAAGACGUUUAACGUGGAAUAAUUUGAGCAUGAAAAGCUAAUAAAUCAGAGGACGCAAUGGCAACAGUGGAUAGAAUUGAAUUGUAGGUAUUCGUGCACGUUUUUGGUAUGUGCGCGCGCGUGUGUGCGAGCGUAUGUGUGUUUAAUAAAAGAAAAAGAAAGGAGGGAGGGAGAGGGGGGAGUCACGUCGUUGACAUUUCCAAGCUCUCGCUGUGAUUGGCUCUGAUUUGAGGAAGCGCACGGGUUCUUUCAGCUAAUAAGCGCCUCCCCGUCGCUCUAAAGGACAUUAUAAUGCAAGGGACCUCCCUUUUUAACCACAAACUGAAUUUUCGUUCAUUUAGACGAUAUAUACUUUUGAAAUUGCCCCAAAGUUGUAGGAUUUGUUUGGAGCGCAUUUCACCCUGGAGCGGUACGCCAUGCUAUCUCACGCCGACCUCCUGGAUGCUCGGCUCGGUGAGUUAUCAUCUGUAAACCCCGGCCCUAAACUCCAAUGGAUGAAGGAUGCUGCAGAGUUACUCGGACACCGAGAGGCUCUUAAGUGCAGACUGGGAGGCGGCGUGUCGGACCAGGGGCAUCCGGGAGACAUGGCCCCUGGUUCAGACUCAGUGGAGGGAACCACUAUGUUGCCGGGAGAAGACAUCGCCACUGUGGGCUCCAAUUCCGCCGUCAUGUCAGUUAACGGGAAGGAGCAGGAGAAGCAGCAGCAGCAGCAGCAGCCGCAACAGAGCUCCAGUCAGUCCGCCAGUCAGAAACAGAAGCGGCACCGGACACGCUUUACUCCGGCACAGCUCAACGAGCUGGAACGCAGCUUCGCCAAAACCCACUACCCCGACAUCUUCAUGAGAGAGGAACUCGCGCUGAGGAUCGGCCUCACGGAGUCCAGAGUUCAGGUUUGGUUCCAGAACAGACGCGCCAAGUGGAAGAAAAGGAAGAAGACUACCAAUGUUUUCCGCUCCCCGGGGACGCUGCUCCCAACACCGGGCCUGCCCCAGUUCUCUGCCGCGGCUGCCAUGGAGAACAGCCUGUGCUCCUUCCACGCCAACGACACUCGUUGGGCGACGGGGAUGCCGGGUGUCUCCCAGCUGCAGCUACCGCCUGCUCUGGGUCGUCAGCAGAGCAUGGCGCAGUCUCUGUCACAGUGCAGCCUGGGCCCAGGCCCGCCACCAAAUUCCAUGGGUCUCUCCAACGGCCUGUCAUCCAACGGCUCUGGUCUGCAGUCCCACCUCUACCAGUCGCAUUUCCCCGGAAUGUCGGCUUCUCUCUCUGGCCCCACGAACGUAUCGGGCUCCCCGCAGCUGUGUAGUUCCCCGGACAGUGACAUGUGGAGAGGGACAAGCAUCGCGUCACUGCGGCGCAAAGCGCUGGAGCACACAGUGUCCAUGAGUUUCACUUAGUGACCCAAUCCCAGCACUCACCCUGUGGCUCAUUCCCCCGCUUCCGCCAUUUAGAUCAACACGAGAGAACGAACGAGCUAAAAGGGACUUAAAUGUGAGGAAAAUGGAGACUGUGUGUGUGUGUGUGACUUCAUCUAGACAUAAUGACAAAAGAGGGACGGACAAAUGGAAGAAAAAAAUGACUUGAGUUUGUUAUUUAUCUUGUUAACUCAAAAAGGAUUUUAUCAGCUAUUGAUAAUAAAUAUUGUAUUGAUCUCUAGACUAUAGGCCCUAAUUACCGAGAGCCAAACAAUUGUCGUAUUUGCGUUUUCAUUGAGUGUGUCUUUACGCACACGUUAUUGUGUUCAGGUGAAGUUGUGUUAUGUCAAACGGUUAUUUAUAAGAUUUGGUAUACAUUUUUGUAACAGCCUACCAACACACGCACCACAUACUGUAGGUGGGCCAAUGGGUCUCGGGCAUGCACAGUGCAUGUGGAUUUAAACACUUGGGUCAUUUCUGGAGAAAAUGGUUCCCACUCAGAUUGAACAGAGAUGCUCUUGAGGCGACUCGUCUGCAUGAGACGGGAGCGUAAAUCUAAAGAGGAAACAUAUAUACAACAGUACACUUAUCUUUCAGUAGGCCUACUAUGUUUUAGGAUGUUUUGUGUAGAUGAAACAUUCUUGCUAUGUACCCGCUGGUCUUUUUUGUGACAUGUUUUAACUUAUUGUAUGUGCUAUUACUUGACACGUUUCUUAAGUGUUUGAUCUUUCAUCGAAAUGCACCACAUUGACGGGGUUUGUACCAAUUUAAAAAUGACAAACGAAUAAAGGUAAUUUUCAAGAAUGUCAACACAAGGAUGAUUCGUG
Molecule: messenger RNA, 5128 nt
Organism: Solea solea (common sole)
Lineage: Eukaryota; Metazoa; Chordata; Actinopteri; Pleuronectiformes; Soleidae
Product: homeobox protein orthopedia B-like
Exons: 3
Coding region: 3306-4283 (325 amino acids)
Biological process (GO): regulation of DNA-templated transcription; neuron differentiation
Molecular function (GO): DNA-binding transcription factor activity, RNA polymerase II-specific; DNA binding
Source: RefSeq, a predicted model, not a curated record